This is a messenger RNA of Bombyx mori (domestic silkworm), 5332 nucleotides long. RefSeq names its product C3 and PZP-like alpha-2-macroglobulin domain-containing protein 8. NCBI's taxonomy places the organism in Eukaryota, Metazoa, Arthropoda, Insecta, Lepidoptera, Bombycidae. Gene Ontology annotation, molecular function: endopeptidase inhibitor activity. The coding region runs from base 178 to 4524 and encodes 1448 amino acids. Gene Ontology annotation, cellular component: extracellular region. The record is from RefSeq and is a predicted model, not a curated record. The transcript has 26 exons.
GUAGGCACUAGUCAGUUGUAACAUAGCACCGCGGCCGGUUCUGUCGCGCCCCCUUGAUUUAUUGCGAACUAUGUGCAUUCGAAUGAAACGAUCUGUGAUACUAUAGUGUUAAGUUUCAUGUGUUAAGUAUCAGUUAAGUGUUACUGCGAAAUACAUUUUCAGAGAGAAUUCAUAGUCAUGAUUGAAAAAAUCAAGACUCUACUCCUGUUCAUUUUAAGCGUGCCAGCUGUAACGCAAUGUAUAUCGGUUGUGGGGCCACAAAUAUUGCGACCAUUUAGUUCAUACAGUGUUGCUAUAGCGGGAGGCUCCCGGGCAUACACGCUGUAUGUGGCAGUAGAAGGAAGACGAGAGAAUGGGGAACAGUUCUCACAAGGUCGCGAGGUACAAAUACCCGCAGCAUCCGCAAGGCUAAUAGAGCUUGAAAUCGGAGACCCGGGGCCGGGUCGGUACUCGCUGGUUGCGCGGUCUACCUCAGGACCGCUAUUCUCUUCCUCCGCGCCACUGACCUACCAACCGAGAAGUUUCUGCGUCUUUAUACAGACAGACAAACGAAUCUACCAGCCCGGCGACACCAUUAACUUUAGGACUAUCGCUUUGGACAAAUACCUAUUACCACUUUCCGGCACUGCGGAUAUAAGUAUACUGGAUGCCGGUGGUUCGUCUAUAAGAGAAUGGGCCGGUCUUACUAUAGAUCGAGGGAUUAUAAGCGAAGAGCUCAUAUUAGCUGAUGAACCUACUCUAGGAGAAUGGAAGAUACAGGUAGAAGUACGUGGGCAGAAAUAUUCGAAAAAUGUACUGGUGGCGGACUACGUGCUGCCGAAGUUUAAUAUGGAAAUGAACAUACCCAAGGAGGUGCUCUUCAGCGAUGGAAGGUUCAAUAUCAACGUUACUGCUAAACAUUUCAACGGACUACCAGUCCGCGGUGAGGUAACGUUCUCUGCAUAUGCUGUAUUUUUCUCUGGCCUCCUGCAACCAGUAGUUGGUUCACCAGCUAGAAAGGUAGCUGAUAUAAACGGACAAGUAGAAGUGACCUACGACCUCAAAACGGACCUUGAUCUCGCAGAAGACGCAGCGAGGCCACUUGUAGUAGAAGCUAUCUUAGAAGAAAAAGAUACGUUGAUAAAACAGAACAUAUCCUCAAGAAUUCUACUGCUUAGAACUCCUUACAGACUGAAAGUUACGGCUCCGGAGUAUUUCAAGCCCACACUGCCUUAUAUUGUUCAGAUUGAAGUGGUAGAUACUUCGGGACAUGCAAUGGAGAUAAACGAUGAAGUAACAGUAGAGAGACUCUGGGACGAUGGUGCCCCAGUUAAUAUUACAACAUUGCCGCUUAAGAAUGGCCUUGCUACUUACACUUUAAUAUCCGAUGCUGCGCAUGUCAAUUCUACACUUAAUUUGGUGAUAAAAUACAAGGAGGUCACGGAAAGAGUAGUAAAUGUCCAAAGGAAUGAUUAUUCCGGAGGUCAGUUCCUGACUCUCGAAAUGCUAACAGCAGCGACGUCACCGGGAGGUGAAAUGCGAGCCCGGGUUACUGCCACUGAACCAAUGGAUAUCGUGCAUUACGUCGUUAUUGGACGAGGAGAAAUCCUUCUGGCUAACACUUUAGAAUUGAGUCCAGCCCGGCGUAGCGUGGAUAUCAAGGUGUCGGUAACGCCAGCCAUGACGCCGGGGUGUGUGGUGCUCGCCUGGUACCCGCGUCUCGACGCCGCCACCAGCACGGUACUGUCUGCUGCCGUGUAUGCUCCUCUGAACAACUUGCUACAACAUAAGGUGGCUCUCUCCCCCCUUUCACCGUCUGGAGCGAAUCUCAAGCCGAACAGCUUGACAGAUUUACGCGUGACCGGAGAGCCCGGAUCCCACGUCGCCAUACUCGGUGAAGACACAAACGCUGUAGUAGCUGGACUUAGUGGAACGGACGGACGCGGCAACGGACUUGACAUGUAUACGAUCGAACGAGAAGUAGAAAGCUUCAGCGGCCUAAAGCAUUCAGUAUUUAAAAACGAAGACCACCUUCCCGGAAUGGGUAUAGAUUUAGGAGGAUACACGGCAUCGGACGUAUUCAAAAACUCCGGACUUGUGAUCUUAACCGACGGCGUUAUUGUGCAAAAUAUCGACGAUAAUAUACCAUCGGAUUCUAAUGUAGAGACUGGUACGAGGGCUCCACUAGCGGGACCGUACGCUUUCAGCCGCCUCCCCCCUCCCCCCUCCCCGCGGUACUACCUCACCGUCACACCGCAACCCACUUGGGCAGCCACCAACUUUACUAUUGGUAAUGAUGGACAAGGCACGAAAGAGCGCUGGACUCCAACAUCGCCAGGAGAAUAUGUGGUAGGAGCGUUCGCCGUUCAUCCCACCCUAGGACUGGGGGUUGCCGAACCACAGAGAUUCACCACGUCCGUUCCGUUAUCCAUUACCGCGGAGCUCCCUGCAAGCUUACAGAAAGGAGAAACAGUGGCCGCAGUCGUCAUACUGAAAACGUCACUGGCCGUGGACACUUCCGUUGAAGUCACUUUCUACAACAGCGACCAAUACUUCGAAUUCGAGCCUUUGGACAACGACGUCGACUCUGCGAAAAAGAUCGAGUUGUUCCGUCGCGAGCGGGUGACGGUGCCGGCGCGCGGCUCGGUGAGCACCGCCUUCCUUGUACGCGCCGUCCGCAUCGGGGACGCUCCCAUCAUCGUCGAGGCCACCGGGAACGGGGUCUCGGACUCGCUCUUCAGGACCAUCCAUGUUAAAGAUGGAUACGAAGAGGAGGUGUGGAAGUGGAGUCUGAUCGACGCGCGGCGCGGCGUGGGUCGUGCGAAUAUAUCGCUGGAGGCUGCGGCGGGCGUGCGCGUUAGCAGUGUGUCGCUGCAGACGGCUGGCGACAUGUUGGCGAGCGCGUUACACGCCGCGCGCACGCCGCCGUCGCCCGCCGCCGACCCGCCACAAGCGGCGCGUCCUCUCGCGCUCGCGUGCGUGUUACUCGACUAUCUACAGGCUACUGGGCAGGAAGAACCAGGACUUAUACAAGAAAUGCGAGCUCUAGCAUCAAUUGGAUACCAGCGUUUGAUGGCGUAUCGUCGAGCCGAUGGAUCAUUUGCAUCAGAAACCGAUAGCGAGGCCGUAGGUGACCCGUGGAUGACAGCUGUGUCAUUACGGUGGUUGUCUCGGUGCGGGAAGUACGUGGAGGCAUCAAGCAGCGCAAGCGCGGGCGCGGCUCGGUGGCUGGCGGCCGCGCAGGAACAGGACGGCUCCUGGACUACACCCACCUCUACACCUAACGACCCUCGGGCACAGACCACCCUGCCACUCACUGCACACGCACUACUCGCUCUACAGCAAACGAAGGGCAGCGAUAGUUUGUUUAAAAACAACAUUAAUAAAGCUGUGGACUACGUGGCGCGCGGGCUGACGGCGUCGCUGGACGCGUACUCACUGGCGGUGUCGGGCGCGGCGCUCGCUGCGGCGCGACAUCAACACGCCACGCUCGCGCUACAGAUCAUGGACAAAUACACCAACACUACUGGCGGCUCGCUGUACUGGAGUCGUGGGGUGUCAGGGUCUGAAUGGCGCAACCCCUGGCUGCGAUACAAUAGCUUGGCGCUGACGACAGCCGCGUGGGGUCUCCGCUGUAUGCUAGCUGCACGACUACUGGACGAAUCCAUACCGGUCGUCAACUACCUACUGCAGUAUUCCCCAAGCGAUCCUGAUCCUGACGUUGUGGACGCUUUAGCUCAGUUUGCUGAAACAAUACGAUCAUCUUCGAAACUGCGGAUCUCAGUAAAUGUGACGGGUUCAGAAGAGACCAGACAGUUCCAGAUUGGUGAAAAUAACGCGCUCAUCAUACAGACACAAUCGAUCCGCGGCAGUAGUGCGGCGACAGCGAGCGCCAGUGCGGUGUCGGAAGGUCGUGGAGUCGCGGUGGUAGGACUGCGCGGCAUCGGCGUGUCGCGGGCGACAGCUGCGUGGCCGCGCUACACGCUCGACCCGCGGCGUGACAUGCGCUCCACGCCGUACCGGCUCCAACUCUCCAUCUGCUAUGGGUUCGUCGCUCAGAGUAACGACACAAAAAGCGGAUUUGUGUUGAUGACCGUACAACUUCCAUCCGGAUAUUUAGCCGAUAUAAACACAAUUUCUGAACUAACGUCAGCGUCACAAGUAGUGCGUGCACGUGUAACGGCGGGGGGUGCGCGGGUGGUGGGGUGGGUGCGAGCGACACGUGCGGAGACCUGCGCCACGCUGUCAGCACCGCGAGCUCUGCCCGUCGCACACCAGCGCCCCGCCUGGGUUACACUCACCGACCUCUAUGACUCCAGUCAUCGCGCCCGUGUGUUCUACGAGGCGGUUCCGAGUUCGUCGUGUGACGUAUGUAGCGCGUGGCCGUCGUGCAGCCGCGCGUGCGGUGCCGCCGCCUCGCAGCGAGCCGACCCGCCCCGCGACCCGCUCCGCAACCCCUCGCAACCAGACUCCGCGCUCCUGCUCGCGCCACAACUAGUUGCCAUACUCGCUACUGCUCUGCUUACCAUAUUAAUACAUCUGUGAUAUCACCACUAUACAGAUUAUAUAUAAAUUGUGAUAUGAUAAAAUUAAAUAAUAACGUAAGCCUUCCUUACAAAUAUUAAAGGUUAAGGACUACUAGUGCAAACUGUGCACACCUAGUUUCAUCUGAUGGUCUAUGCAGCAAUGAAUCCUACUAACGAUGAUUUUAAAAACACUGGCAUAUCCGCAUAGUGAACAGGGGAACUGUUUUCGAAAGCAAAACGAUAACGUUGUCUCGAUGUGUCGCAACAAAUUAUACUGAUCCAUUUGGCACAUCACCAUUUUGUGAACCGGCAAUUUAAAGCAAUCUCAUAUAAUUUAACAAAUACAGGGUGCGUGUUGAAAAAUAUAUCAAAUUGGUAUUUUUUCUUGUAUGAACAUACUAUAAUAACAACCUGUGUGAAAAUUAUCUAAUCCAAACUUCGAUCAUCAAUAGUUGUUGAUCGAAGAAUACAAACAUUAGAACUAAUGCACAAUGGUGUGCCAUUAAAGUACUUUCACACAUCGCAUUCCCAAUCAACAUUAUGUUUUUUUAAGUACAUGCUGUUUAAUUUAUUGUUUAAUUUAAAUGUAUCUUGGAUAAAUAAUUAUUUAUUCCCAAAUGAAUGUAUACAGAAAGCAAUACAGUUUACACCGUAAAGGUGCUUCAAAGACUGUCCCACAGACUUAAAUAACUCGAGUAGCAAAUGGAGAUUAAAACUAGAUUUUAUUUUGUUUAUCUCACAUUACUAAUUUAAUAAGAAUGGCCUAUUUUAUGCUAAGGAGGGAGUGUUUAUAUUAUAAAUAACAAAAUAAAAAACUUAAAAUGAAA